AUGGCAGCUUAUGCAGCUCUAGUUUCUGUUAUGAACAUUAUCGAAGACAUCCGAAACCAUCCUCGGUUUUCGACAUCCCUUCACCACGAACAAGUCGAUUCUCUUUGCGAGAACGUUAGUUUCUUGCUCGAUUUUAUAGAGAGUACUAAUCAUUCUCAUGGAUUUACGAGCGAAGAAGAUGAAUUCUUGGAGAGACAUAUUGCACGUGCAGCCCAUGCGGCUGAAGAUGUAAUCGAAUCUCAUGUCGUCGACCAAAUUCAGUCCGGUUCGACCUCAUUGCUCGACUUACAUAAAGUGAUACGAGACUUGGUUUCUAUCAAGGAUAAGGUUGUCAAUGUUGUUAAAGGAGAGCGGAGAUUGUUCGAAGAUCGUGUUCAACCGGGCCCCACAUGUUCAAUGUCGGUUCCUAGUACUUCAUCAUCAAAACCUAGGAGUACUGGAAAGAAUAAUACUAUGGUGGGAUUUGUUGAUGAAUUGCUUCACCUUAUGGAAAAGCUCACUGGACAACAAUCGAAUCGACUGGUCAUUCCAAUUGUAGGCAUGGGUGGAAUUGGUAAGACUACUCUUGCCACAAAUCUCUAUGAAAAUUCAUUUAUUACGCAAUAUUUUGAUAUUCGUGCUUGGGUUACAGUAUCUCAAGAAUAUAGUGCAAGAGAAAUCAUUUUCGGACUUCUUUCUAGCCAAAGUAAAUCCACUAGUGAAAUGGACAGAAAAAAUGAAGACGAAUUAGGAGAUCAAUUGCACAAAAAUUUAUCGGGUAGGAGAUAUUUAAUUGUAUUGGAUGAUGUGUGGAGUGCCGAAAUUUGGUAUAAGAUAAAAUUUUUCUUUCCGGAUAAUAAUAAUGGAAGUCGAAUUGUUGUAACCACUAGGAUGUCAAAUGUUGCUGUUCAUUUUGGCUCGUCGCACUUUUCGAUGAAACUUCUAGAUGAGGUUAAAAGUUGGGAAUUGUUUUGUCAAAAGGCAUUUUUCGACGAAGAAUGCCCCCGUGAAUUAGAGGAAAUUGGGAAGAAGAUUGCUAAAAAAUGUAAAGGACUUCCUCUGUUAAUUGCUGUGUUUGGGGCACUCCUUAGGAAGUCCUCGAGGACACAAGUAUAUUGGGAGAAUAUUUCGAAAGAUUUAAAUUCGAUUCUGAAUUCACGAGUGGACGAGCAAAGCUUGGACAUAUUGUCAUUGAGUUAUAGGCACUUGCCCGCCCAUUUAAAACCGUGUUUUCUUUACAUGGGAGUCUUUUCAGAAGACCACAAAAUCGACGCGUUCGAACUCAUUAAACUUUGGGUUGCCGAAGGAUUUAUAAGACCAAAUAAAACCCAAACCUUGGAAGAGAUCGCAGAAGGUUAUAUAAAAGAUUUCGUAGACAGAAAUCUCAUUUUAGUUUGUGCUUUUGGGUCGACCGGCAAAAUAAAAACUUGUAACAUCCACGAUCUUCUAAGAGACUUGUGCUUAAAGACAUCUCAGAAAGAGAGGUUUCUUUACAUGAUGAGUGCUUCCGAUUCUCCACAAGGCAUAGAAAAUGAGCGCCGCAUAGUUUUUCAUGAAAGAUUUCCACAUUACAUACAUCACCCUCGGGGAGUCAUUGAUGCUUUAGAGUCAACAUCACUUGCUCGUUCUCUGAUAAGCGAAGGGGGUCGUUUGCCAUUCAAGCCUAGAUUGUUGAGAGUACUGAAUUCGGUUACUCGCGAUUGUUUGGAUGAUAUUCUUAAACAAGUUAACUUGCGAUUCUUCGGGUCUUGUAAAUUUGUCGCACCGCCGGAAAUUUGGUCAAUGCGGCAACUUAGGCACGUGGAGUUGGGCGAGAUAUGUCUUCCGGAUCCUCCUUCGAGCGACGGUCAACAUGACGACGUAAUCGUUUUGAGGGACCUACAGACACUUUUGGUAGUAAAAGAUUUCAAGUUGAGCGAGGAGGUGUGUAAAAGAAUAGCCAACAUUAAGAAGUUGGAGAUCGUGUAUUAUGAUGUAUCAGAGGAAUUAUACGACAAUUGUCUCUAUAAUAUUGACAAAUUGCAUAAACUUGAAUCACUAUACUACCAUUUUGAUGACGAGCCGAAUCGAAGUGAUUUGCUGUUGAACCUCACAUUUCCCAGUUCGCUUCACAAGUUGACUUUAGAAGGUUGCUUUCUUCAUUGGGAAGAUUUGACAAUAAUUGGUUCAUUGCCCAAUCUUCGAGUCCUCAAGUUACUGUCGGAUUCGGUUAUCGGACCCGAGUGGGACCCAAUUGAGGGUGAAUUCGUCGGUCUGAAAUACCUGGAAAUUGAGUUUUGUGAUGAUCUGAUGUACUGGAAUGCAGACAGCUCACAUUUUCCAGUCCUGGAGAAACUUGUUCUUACAGGAUUGUCCAAAUUGGAUGAGAUCCCUUCGCGUAUCGGAGCAAUACCGACGCUUGUCGAUAUUUAUUUGUUCCUUUGCAGUGAGUCAGCUGCCAUGUCAGCAGUGGAGAUACUGGAGGAACAAUUAUUCGCACUGGGGAAUGAAAAUCUUCGAGUUCGAAUUGAUUUCUCGGACGAGGGUUUGGAGAGGUUCAAGGAAAAGCCAUAUGAAGACAAUUUGUAUUUUGAUCCCUCAGUUUUGGAUCAAAAUGAAUAUGAAGAUUUCUAUCACUUCUUCCAAGUUGAUAUUGUGUUCGAUAGUAGGGAAGAAUUAAUCAACUGGGCCAAAGCAACUGCAGUUAGUCAUUGUCACCGUUUGAUUUGUCAGUCUAGAAGGGAGAAUGCACAGUACUUGACGUGUGACAAAUACGGACAUGGCCGACAAAAGAAUAUCGAUGUGGAAGAUCCUAGAAACACUGGAACAAAAAAAUGUGGUUGUCCAUUCAAAUUGAUUGGCAAAAAGUCAAGGUUUGAUGAAUUAUGGCAGUUGACUGUCAACGAUGGCAGGCAUACUCAUCGUCCGGCUUUGUUUCCUCACGGACAAGGUAUGACUAGUCGUAUAACUCCACAACAGAAAGCAAGAAUUAAAUAA
Erythranthe guttata (spotted monkey flower) is the source of this 2955-nucleotide messenger RNA. The record is from RefSeq and is a predicted model, not a curated record. Lineage: Eukaryota; Viridiplantae; Streptophyta; Magnoliopsida; Lamiales; Phrymaceae.